Molecule: messenger RNA, 5017 nt
Organism: Sturnus vulgaris (Common starling)
Lineage: Eukaryota; Metazoa; Chordata; Aves; Passeriformes; Sturnidae
Source: RefSeq, a predicted model, not a curated record
AUGAUGGAGCAGCCGCGCCGCGUUUAUUCCCAGCCGCUGCUGGAUGACAAACAGUUCGCCAAGCUGCACACCAAGGCGAAUCUGAAGAAAUUCAUGGAAUACGUGCAGAUGCUGAACUCGGAGAAGGUUUGCAGGCUGCUGGAGAAGGGGCUGGAUCCCAACUUCCACGAUCCCGACACCGGAGAGUGCCCGCUGACGGCGGCGGCGCAGCUGGAGCUCAGCACAGACAUGAUCAAAGCGCUCCGCAACGGCGGCGCCCACCUGGAUUUCCGGACCCGCGAGGGAAUGACGGCGCUGCACAAAGCCGUGAGGUGUCGGAAUCACGCGGCCCUGCUGACUCUGCUGGAUCUGGGAGCCUCCCCGGACUACAAGGACAGCCGGGGGCUGACCCCGCUCUACCACAGCGCCAUGGUCGGGGGGGACCCCUAUUGCUGCGAGCUGCUGCUGCACGACUACGCACGGCUGGGCUGCGUGGACGAGAACGGCUGGCAGGAGAUCCACCAGGCCUGUCGCUACGGCCACGUGCAGCACCUGGAGCAUCUCCUGUUCUACGGCGCGGACAUGACGGCACAGAACGCCUCAGGAAACACCGCCCUGCACAUCUGUGCCCUCUACAACCAGGAAAGCUGUGCCCGAGUUCUCCUCUUCCGAGGCGCCAGCAAGGACAUCCGGAAUUACAACAGCCAGACGGCAUUCCAGGUCGCCAUCAUUGCAGGGAAUUUCGAGCUGGCGGAAAUCAUCAAAACCCACAAAGAGUCCGAUGUUGUGCCUUUCCGAGAAACCCCCAGCUACACCAAGCGCCGCCGGCUGCUGGGCUCGGCCGCGUUGGCGUCGCCGCGGGUCCUGCAGCGCUCGGCCAGCGACAACAACCUCAAGGCCGAGAGCCGCGCCUCGUACUCGCCCGUGCCCUCGCUGCGGAGCCUCCCGCCCCAGCUGCUGGUGCAGAUGCAGGAAGCGGCCGCCGGAAUCGCGGCGGGAGACGGGAGCGUGGCCAGCCCGGGCGGUGGCCGCGGUGCCCACAGCCGCUCGCCAUCGCUGCAGCGCGUGCAGGAGGAGAGGGAGGGCGAGGCGCCGUCACUGAGGAGGAGCGGCCGAGGGAAGGGCAGCCCCGGCGCUGCCGGCGCUCCGCCCGCCGGCCCCGGUGCCGAGCCCGCUCCGCACGCCGCGCCCGCCCCGCUGCGCGGGCCCAAGCGCAAGCUGUACAGCGCCGUGCCCGGCCGCAAGUUCAUCGUGGUGAAGAGCUACGCGCCGCAGGGUGAUGGCGAGAUCCAGCUCAACCGCGGGGAGGCCGUCAAGGUGCUGAGCAUCGGCGAGGGCGGAUUUUGGGAAGGCUCCGUGAAGGGCAGGAGCGGCUGGUUCCCGGCGGAAUGCGUGGAGGAGGUGCAGAUGCGCCAGUACGACUCCAGGCAAGAAACCAGGGAGGACCGGACCAAGCGGCUUUUCCGGCACUACACCGUCGGCUCCUACGACAACUUCACCUCCCACAGUGACUACAUCAUCGAGGAGAAGACGGCCGUGCUGCAGAAACGGGAGCAUGAGGGCUUCGGCUUCGUGCUGCGAGGGGCCAAAGCCGAGACCCCGAUCGAGGAGUUCACGCCCACGCCGGCAUUCCCAGCGCUGCAGUACCUGGAGUCCGUGGAUGUGGAAGGAGUCGCCUGGAGAGCGGGAUUGCGCACGGGGGACUUUCUGAUCGAGGUGAACGGCGUGAACGUGGUGAAGGUGGGGCACAAGCAGGUGGUGGCGCUGAUCCGGCAGGGCGGGAAUCACCUCCUGAUGAAAGUCGUGUCCGUCAGCCGCAAACCCGAGGCCGAGGAGGGCGGCCGCAAGAAGGCUCCGCCGCCUCCCAAGAGAGCUCCCAGCACCACCCUCACGCUGCGCUCCAAAUCCAUGACGGCCGAGCUGGAGGAGCUGGAGAAGCUGGAUGAGAUCCUGGCGGCGGCGGAGCCGGCGCUGAGGGCGGAGCUGGUGGAGGCCGAUUCGAGAGCGGCGACGGUGAAACAGCGCCCGACGAGCCGGAGAAUCACCCCGGCAGAGAUCAGUUCCCUGUUUGAGCGCCAGGGAAUGGCGCAUUCCGGGGUCCUGGCGGGAACGGAGAAGCCCCACGUGUCCCUCCGGAAGGGAAUCCCACGGACCAAGUCUGUAGGGGAAGACGAGAAACUGGCCGCGUCCUUGCUGGACGGGAAGUUCCCGCGGAGCACCUCCAUGACGGACACGGUCCGGGAAGGCCACGGGAUCCCCCCUCCCCCCCAGACCGCCCCUCCCCCGCCCCCCUCCCCCUAUUACUUCGACACCGGCCCCCCUCCGUCCUUCUCGCCGCCGCCGCCGCCGGGCCGGGCCUACGACACCAUCCGCUCCAGCUUCAAGCCGGGCUUGGAAGCCAAACUCCACGGGCUGCCGCAGGUGCUGAGCGCGGCCGAGAUGUACGACCAGGCCCGGGGCUCCAUGCCCUACCCCGAGAGGCAGAAGAGAGCCCGCUCCAUGAUAAUCCUCCAGGAUUCCUCCCACCUCCCCGUGGAACCCACCGAGAUCCCGCGGCCCGGCCCGGCGGCGACGCCUCCGGAGAAGCUCAAGAGGAAGGGCAGGGUCAUCGACAACCCCUACGCCAACAUGGGCCAGUUCAACGUCAGCCUCUUCGCCCCCACCAAGCCGCAGAGGAAGAAGAGUCCCCUGGUCAAGCAGCUCCAGGUGGAGGAUGCCCAGGAACGGGCGGCCUUGGCCAUCACCGGCGGCUACUCCUCCCGGGAGCCGUCGCCCACGCGCCGGAGCCACCGCCUGGAAUACCAGCACCACCCCGGCAUCGCUCAGGUGGAAGCCGCCGGCCUCCCCUUCGCCACCGCCAUCGCCGCCGGCGUCAUGAAGGACCGGGACCGGCGGCUGGACGAGCGGAGGAAAUCCACGGUGUUCCUGUCGGUGGGAGCCAUCGAGGGGCCGGCGCCGGGCGGCAGCGAGAUGCCGUCGCUGCAGCAGUCGCGCUCCAUCGACGAGCGGCUCCUGGGCAGCCGGGACGUCCUCCUGCCGUCCCCCGUGUCAGCUUUAAAGCCAUUAAUCAGCAGCUCCUCCUCGACCUUCAUCCACCCCCUGACGGGAAAGCCCCUGGAUCCCAACUCGCCCCUGGCGCUGGCGCUGGCCGCAAGGGAACGGGCGCUGUCCACUCAAGUCCCAUCCCGGUCGCCCACCCCGAUCCACAGCCCCGACUCGGACAGAGCCGCGCCCCUGUUUGUGGACAUCCAAACCAAAGAACCGGACAGGGGGGACUUGGAGAGCUUGGUGUCCCCCGCCUACUCCCCCGGAGGGAAGGCGGUGAUGGCGGCCGACGCCGGCGCUCUGACCCCCACCAAGAGCCCCUGGGCGACUCCGACCACCCUGCGGAAGGAGCCCGAGGUGCGAGCGGAGCCGCCGGGCAAGGAGGAGAAGAAACCCGAGGACAAGAAGUCCAUGAUCAUCAGCAUCGUGGACACGUCGCAGCAGAAGACCGCCGGCCUCAUCAUGGUCCACGCCACCAGUAACGGUCAAGACGAGAUCGGCCUGGAGAUCAAAGAGGAGAGCCCGGCCGUGCCCGAGGUCUGCGCGGAGCCGGUCGAGUCCCCCAAGGCCGAGCCCCAGCCCAGCCCCGUGGGGAAGCCGCCGGCCAGCCCGGCCUCGGAGAAGGCGCUGGGCCAGGGCAGCUCGGAGGAGGAGGUGGAGCCCUACACGGUGACCCUCCCGCCGGCCCAGCUGUCCUCCAGCGACGAGGAGACCCGCGAGGAGUUGGCCAAGAUCGGGCUGGUGCCACCCCCGGAUGAAUUCGCCAACGGGGUGCUGGUGACCACCCCCGGCACCCCCGUGAGCCACCUGGCCGCGCCCAGCACGCCGUCCCUGCCAGCGGCAGCAGUAGCACCUUCUCCCCCCGGCGCGACACCCUCAGGGAAGCCCUCGGACACCCCCGCGGCCCCGGAGUCGGCGGCGGACUCGGGAGUGGAAGAGGUGGACACCAGGAGCUCCAGCGACCACCACCUGGAGACCACGAGCACCAUCUCCACGGUCUCCAGCAUGUCCACGCUGUCCUCGGAGAGCGGCGAGCCCACCGACACCUACACGUCCUUCGCCGACGGCCAAACUUUUCUACUCGAGAAGCCACCAGUGCCUCCAAAGCCCAAACUCAAGUCCCAGCUCAGCAAGGGGCCGGUUACUUUCAGGGACCCACUUUUGAAGCAGUCUUCGGACAGCGAGCUCAUCUCCCAGCACCACGCGGCCACGCUGGCGGCCACCAGCGCGGCCCGGCCACGCUACCUCUUUCAGAGAAGGUCCAAGCUAUGGGGCGACCCCAUGGAGAGCAGGCCCGGCCACGGGGCCGAAGAGGACAAACCAACUGUGAUCAGCGAGCUGAGCUCCCGCCUCCAGCAGCUCAACAAGGACACGCGCUCCUUGGGCGAGGAACCGGCCGGCUCCGCGCUGGAUCCCGGCAAGAAGUCGCCGGUGGUGGCCGCACGACUUUUCAGUAGUUUAGGCGAGCUCAGCACCAUUUCCCAGCGCAGCUCCGGCACCACGUUCACCGUGCGGCCCGGCAGCCGCUACCCCGUCACCCGCCGCACUCCCAGCCCCGUCAAACCCGCGGCGCUGGAGCGGCCCGAGCCCCUCAGCACCGUCCGGCCCUACGGCCUCACGCCCCCCACCAUCCUCAAAUCCUCCAGCCUCUCCAUCCCCCACGAACCCAAGGAAGUUCGCUUCGUGGUCCGCAGCGUCAGCGCCCGCAGCCGCUCGCCGUCGCCGUCGCCGUCGCCGUCGCCAGCGCUGCACACGCUGCACCCGCCCAGGCCCUUCAUGCAGAAGCCGCUGCACCUGUGGAACAAGUACGACGUGGGGGACUGGCUGGAGAGCAUCAACCUGGUGGAGCACCGGGAUAAGUUCGAGGACCACGAGAUCGAGGGCACGCACCUGCCCGCCCUGACCAAGGAGGACUUCGUGGAGUUGGGGGUGACCCGCGUGGGGCACCGCAUGAACAUCGAGCGGGCGCUCAAGCAGCUGGUGGACAGCUGAC